AUGCCUGAAGAGGGAGUAGAGUCGCUACUGGCACACCUAAACAGCGUUCACCCGAAGAUCACCUUCACCGUGGAAUGUGAGCAGAACGGGGUUCAUCCUUUCUUGGAUGUGUUGGUGAGACGUGAACAUUACGGUCGGUUGUCUUAUGCGGUGUAUCGGAAACCAAUGAACGUGGAUAGAUACCUGAGAGCAGAUUCACAUCACCACUCGGCACAUUUAGCCUCAGUUCCGCGGACGCUCAUUAAUAGAGCUUUGAAACUUUGCGACCUGGAUUACAUAGAUGCUGAGCUAAAUCAUGUGAAGGAUGUGUUGGUUGGUAACGGUUACAAGUAG
Messenger RNA from Hyposmocoma kahamanoa, 333 nucleotides. RefSeq lists its product as uncharacterized. The record is from RefSeq and is a predicted model, not a curated record. Lineage: Eukaryota; Metazoa; Arthropoda; Insecta; Lepidoptera; Cosmopterigidae. The transcript has a single exon. The coding region runs from base 1 to 333 and encodes 110 amino acids.